AUGACACCCUCAGGAAGAAUGCAUUUACUGAGAUCACACCGUCGUAUUUCAGAUUCUACAAAAGUACUUACAAAACAGUUGGGUUCGGUUAAUAUUCCCAUUAAUCAGAAGGUAAGUAUUUUCGAGGUGCAAUCCGGAGGAAUGGAUAAAAUCGGUUUUAUCAAAAAAGAUAUGUACAAUCUUGAAUGUAGUGUGAAUGGGAAGCUGAGGAACCACGAUGUUGAACUAGUGACCGAGUAUUUUAUGGCUGAACAGAAAAAAAAUGAGGCUUUUUAUUUCAAGAUUGAGGGAGAUGGCGAUAACAGGUUUAGUCGAUGUUUUUGGGCAGAUGCAACUUCUAGACGGGCGUACGGGUUUUAUGGAGAUGUUGUUGUAUUCGAUACCACAUUCAACACGAAUAGAUACGACUUGACAUUUGCACCAAUGUUGGGAGUUAAUAACCAUGGUCAAACAAUUGUCCUAGCAUGCGCAUUUUUGAGCAAGGAAACGACUGAGUCGUUUAUUUGGAUGUUUGAGGAGUUUAAGAAAGCCAUGCCAGGUGGCGAACCUAAAACGAUCAUCACAGAUCAAGAUGCGGCAAUGAGCAGAGCGAUUUCAAUAGCCUUCCCGACUACAUUUCAUCGACUUUGCAUAUGGCACAUCACAUCAAAGUUCUCUGUUAAGUUACCACAUUCUGCUUAUAAGGAGUAUUGGGGUGAAUUCCAGAAAGCCAUAUGGGAUACUGACAAUAAGGAUGAGUUUGAUGCAAAAUGGAAUAUUGUGGUUACAAAGGCUGGUUUGACUGACCAUCCAUGGCUAAGUUCAAUGUUUGAUUUAAGGGAAUCUUGGGUUCCAGCCUACGCACGACACUUUUUUGCCGCUGGAAUGUCAAGCAGCCAAAGAGCAGAAUGUUCUCAUGGUUUCUUCAAGCAAUACAUAUCAAGGAGAAAUUCGUUGAUGGAUUUCAUAAUAAGAUUUGAGAGGGCACUUUCUCAUCAACGUCAAAAAGAGUUAGUUGCUGAUCACGUAGAUGCAUUUGAAGUGGCUCAAUGUAUUCUACCGAUGCCAAUGAACAAACAAAUGGCUACCUUGUACACAAGGACAAUGUUUCAAAAGUUUGAGCAAGAACUAAUACAAAGUACAGCAUGUUUCCUAGAGCUGAAAACAGAGGAUGCUUCUAAAGUUGUCUUUAAUGUGAGCGAAAGGAAAAAUUGGGGAAACAAGAGUGGCAGAAGUCGUAUAUGUCAAAGAUUCUGA
Messenger RNA from Prunus armeniaca (apricot), 1236 nucleotides. The record is from the annotation of a GenBank genome assembly. Lineage: Eukaryota; Viridiplantae; Streptophyta; Magnoliopsida; Rosales; Rosaceae.